This is a messenger RNA of Akanthomyces muscarius, 789 nucleotides long. RefSeq lists its product as uncharacterized. Lineage: Eukaryota; Fungi; Ascomycota; Sordariomycetes; Hypocreales; Cordycipitaceae. The transcript has 3 exons. The record is from RefSeq and is a predicted model, not a curated record. The coding region runs from base 1 to 789 and encodes 262 amino acids.
AUGUGGUGCCCCGCCUACCUCAACACGCGUUUGCCCCUCGAGUGCCAGGAAAAGGUUGCAUCCGGCAGCUGCAACGAUAGAAUGAACACCGACGCGAAAAGUGAAGCUGCCUCUGAGCCCACCUCUGCAACCUCCGACGACGAGAGUGGCUGCCCCGGCUGUAACGACGUCACGAACUACGGUAACCUCGAAUCUGCCUGCUCUGUUACUGUCCGUGACGACGAAGAGAGCUGGGACGAGCUUGGAUCUACAUCGUCCGUGACGGUCCGAGGCACUGAAGAAAGCCAGUAUGAAUUCGAAUCUGCCUCUUCUGUGACGGUUCCAGAUGUGGAAGAAAGCUGGGAUGAAUUUGGAUCUACCUCGUCCGUGACGGUCCAAGAUGUUGAAGAAAGCUGGGCUGGGUUCGGAUCUACCUCCUCCGUGACGGUUCUAGAUGUUGAGGAAAGCUGGGGUGGGUUUGGGUCCACCUCGUCUGUCGCGAAACGUGAGGAUAGGGAGAAGUACGACGAAUCUGAGUUUGGCCGUUCUACCACGGUCAAAGAAGAAGAAGCUUUGGAGGUCGAGAAACUUUGCGGAUGUGUUCAUGUCACCAUGACUGGAAACGAGAAGUCUAGCCAGACAACCCGAUUAUUUGCACCCUUCGACAGCGCAAUUGACGAGCAGAUCACAAUUGCAAUUGGGAUCCUGCCUCACGGCUGCCUGCCACGCAUUGCUCAUAGCACAAGAAGCGAGAUACGCAGCUACGACAGGGCGUAUAUCCUGCGAUGGCUGUCAGAGCCAAGCUCUUAA